Molecule: messenger RNA, 891 nt
Organism: Colletotrichum godetiae
Lineage: Eukaryota; Fungi; Ascomycota; Sordariomycetes; Glomerellales; Glomerellaceae
Product: ubiquinone biosynthesis protein COQ7
Exons: 2
Coding region: 84-818 (244 amino acids)
Biological process (GO): ubiquinone biosynthetic process
Cellular component (GO): mitochondrial inner membrane
Molecular function (GO): 3-demethoxyubiquinol 3-hydroxylase activity
Source: RefSeq, a predicted model, not a curated record
GUCAUUGACAUCUUCCAUUUGCCUUCGGCCGAGUUUGUGCCCCGAGUACCUUAGGGGCUUGUUCAUCUUUCAAAUAUCACACAAUGGCUUCAGCAAGAUCGAUUUUGAGGCCCUGUUGCGGCAUCGCAAGGAUUGGAGCCCAAAAUGCGUAUGCGCCGGGUGUUUGCAUCUCGCGCAGACAGCUAUCCGUCACUUCCAAUGCUCAGGCCGAAGCAACAGGCGCAGGAGCGCAGCCCCGACGAAAGCCCCUGACUCAAGAGCAGCGGGAGUUCUUGUCCUCAGCACUUCGAGUCAACCAAGCCGGAGAAUUGGCUGCCACCCGAAUCUACACAGCCCAGACUCCACCGAUCGUCAAUCGACACCCACACCUUCGACCUCUCAUGGCACACAUGUACGAUCAAGAAGAGGGCCACCUCAAUACCUUCAACGCCCUCAUCCACAAGCAUCGCGUUCGACCGACUGCGCUGUACCCUCUGUGGCAGCUCAUGUCCACUGGGCUGGGCUGGAGCACCGCAGUGAUGGGUCGCGAGGCGGCCAUGGCAUGCACAGAGGCCGUAGAGACGGAGAUUGGCGACCACUACAACAACCAAAUCAGAACUCUGAUUGAGAUGGUUACGGAGUGGGAAGCUGAAGACUACGAUGUCGGUCCUGAGUUCACCGAGCUCAUCAAGACGCUGCGGCGGAUCCGCGAUGAAGAACUAGAGCACUUGGACCAUGCUGUCGAGCAUGAUGCCAAGAAGGCAGAGCCGCACUGGUUGCUCACCGGCGUGAUUCGGGCGGGUUGCAAAGGCGCCAUCUGGGUGAGUGAAAAGGUGUAAUAAAGGCUGUAAUUUAACAAUGUGUACAAUACAUGUAAAAACAAGGGCCGAAGCCAUACGAAUAGAAUCAAUA